GGAAGGGCGGGGAGACAUGGGGUCAGCACCUCGACCUCCAAAGGGCCCGAUGGUCAGAAGAGCGCUUUGUUCCCAAAGCGGACUCCCCAUUGGGUGCGCCACUGCUGACCCUCCAGGACAGAACGUGACUUCCGCAUUCCGGAUCUAAACCCCACGGCGGCCAGGUCAAGUGGCCCCCGCCUCUCAGGUUACAGACCUUUCGCUGUCUGCGCCGCGGGGACUCCUUGGACUUCAGUCCAGGCCCUGAAUGGCUGGUCUCCAGUUGGCGCCACCUCUGCCUGUGGGCGUUAUGCUCCCAUAUAAUAAAACGGAAACUCCAAGGCUCCACCCAGCCGAGCAAGACCCCUAUGAAAAAGGUGACUCUCCCCAGCGGUCCUCAAUGGGGCACCUGAGGAACAAUUUCCAGCAGAAGCUUUGGAGCAACAAAGAGCUGACACUGGAUAAUCUCUCCACUCACCCCAAGUGGAGCACCUGCACAAAAGUCCGGAGCCACUCCCAUCCCCACCGUGCUGGAGUCAGCCAGCAAGAUCCAGGAAGCAAGCCCCAGGGCCAAGCAAAGUGUUUGUUUUACUCAUCAGGCCCUCAAUCCCGGUAUUCCGAAGCAAACAACCAGGACUUCAUCCCGUUUACAAAGAAGCGAGUUGGAGUAGAUCGGGCAUACCCACUGAAACCUGUGUUCCAUCGGAAGUCUCGUAGUAUAGGUGAGGCUGGCACUGAUGGGGACCAGGAUGUCUCUCCAAGACCCCCUGAGCCAGGAGAGUUUUCAUACAGCAGCUUUGGUUCAAGAAACUGGGUGAAUUCCUCUGUGGCUGGCACUGUUGCUGCCACGCAGGGGGAGAGGGCGAUGGCAAACCUCAACACGACUGCGUGGAUGCGGAUCCAAAGACUAGAGGCUGCAGGAGAGAACUUACAGGAGGAAAUCCGAAGAAAAGAGACCCUCCUGAGGGAAAAGCUGAAGAAGACAGAGGAGGAACUCAGAAGGAUCCGGAAGGAAAAGCAACAGGCAGAGGAAAAUGAAAGAAGAGAGCUCCAGGGAGAGACACUCCCCAGGAGGAGAGUUAAAGGUAGUAGCAACACCGCAUACAAACGUCUCUUCUCCCCAGAGUUCGGGUCUGAGGAGGUCUUCAGUAGAGACAGGGGAGAGGACGAAACUUGGGUAUGGUCUCAAGAAAAUUCUAGGCCAUUCCAGUUCUCUGAUUAUGGAAUACAGAAGCUCAAAAGGGAAAGACUGGUGGCAAGCAAUAACAAAAUCCGAGAGCAAGUCUCAGGGCCGUUGAGGGAGAAGUUUUCUCAGCCUUCAGAAGUGCCAGGCAGUGCUUUGCAGGGACCCACCAGCAAUUCUAGCUUGUCUGGGGCACCAGACUCCUCAGGUUCCAGCUGUCCCACUGAAAAGCCAGAACUCGGCGAGUGCAGCCACUGUGGACGCAAGUUUCUCUUGCUCAGGCUGGAGAGACACUCCAACAUCUGCAGCAGGAUGCAGGGUUCCAAGAGGAAAGUGUUUGACUCCUCCAGGGCCAGGGCUAAAGGCACUGAACUAGAGCAGUACUUGAACUGGAAGGGAUCAGCCUCAAUCAAGGCUGAACCCCCUCGGAAGAGCAGCUGGAGACAGAGGCAUGAAUCUUUCAUCCGUACCCUCCGUCAGGCUCGAGAGGUCCAGCAGGUAAUUGCCAAAGGUGGAAACCCCUCAGACUUGCCUCCCAUCCUGCCUGCAGAAAAUCCAGACUAUAUCCAGUGUCCUCAUUGUAGCCGCCAUUUUGCUCCCAAGGUGGCCGAGCGGCACAUUCACAAGUGUAAGACCAUCAAGAACCGUCCUCCACCUCCAAGGAAGCAUUACAGUUGAGGAAACAACAGUGGAAACCUCCUCCCUAGUUCUGAAGGCUCUGCUUCUCUUCAGCAGUAAAUAGGAAUAGAAUAAUUUGAUGCAAAGCAGUAAGAACUAAAACUUUUACAUCUCCGAGGUCCGCCUGCAGAGCUGAAACCAGUGAGGAGAGACCAAUUGCUAAGUAGAAGGAGGCAGAAGGAAGCCCCAGCUUCCCACUAAAUUACCACCUCAGGCUGGUGUGCCUUAUGUUAUUGCCCUAAGAACUGAUGAGUGAAGGCACAAGAGUAGCGAGCAGGCUACAUUAAAGCUCUCUUCUCCUAAGCCUGACUUGUGGUUUAUGCUAGUUAAGUGCCUCCGUUUGCUGUGCCUUCUUGCCACUGCCUCUGCGUGUAUGUCUGUGGUUCCUGUUAACUCUUCUUGAUCUUGCAUGAAGUUGGCUCAUUAGGAUGAGUUGGUGUCAGAGGAUCAUGGUCACCCAGGUGGUAUCUUAUAAAAGGUAAUAUGAUUUUGCUGAAAGGAAAAUAGAAGUCUGUCCUUAACUUCCCUGGUGCAUAGUCCUGGCCAAAAGCCAACAGAAGUACAUAAGGUUAGGGCACCAGAGUAUCCUAAACCCUCUCUGUGGUGUACUGUGUAAUAAAGGGAACCUCAUCUUUAUGUACUUUACAGGCUAGGGAUGGGGGAAAGAACAUUAUACGCCUAAAUGGUUGUUCUUUUCUAAUGGAUUUCAUAUGUCAAAAAAAAAAAAAAAAAGGAAGAAACUUGUUUCAGCUAUUGCUAGCACUCUCCUUUCAAAUCAGGUUGGUUGGAUGGCUUUUUAAGUGAGGCAGCAAAAUCUGCCAUCAAAGCAAGCUCAGACACUCUGGUGUCACAUCUUCCUGUGGAUUAUACCACAAUAAACCAAACUUUGAAGGAAAAGGUGCCAGAUCUUUUAAAUUUUCUCUGUGCAGAAUCAUGCCUAAUGCAAGUAACCUUUAUAAUUAGGCCCUCAAUAAAUGGGUUUUGGGGAUUUAAAAUUAAAUGAAUAAUAAAA
Messenger RNA from Equus caballus (horse), 2852 nucleotides. RefSeq names its product zinc finger C2HC-type containing 1C (gene ZC2HC1C). The record is from RefSeq and is a predicted model, not a curated record. NCBI's taxonomy places the organism in Eukaryota, Metazoa, Chordata, Mammalia, Perissodactyla, Equidae.